GGAGUUGCAGAGGGCUGAGUUGCUGGUCUGUCUGGUGGCUGGUUGAUGGGUGUCCGUCGCAAUGUGCGUUGUGCGUGUCUGCAGUGGCUGGUUGCCGGUGUGUGUGUGGGUGAAAUGAGUGGCUGCCGAAUUCGUUCAGACCACAUGUGGUUGAUUGACCGUCUGUCUGUUGACGAUUGCCCGAGAUCUGUGUGUGUGUGACGACUCACAGCCCCAGUGCAGAGUUUUACGCACCCUAGCUUACCCCCUCAAAUGCUUCAGCUUGGCCCCUACAUCAGAGCUCUCCAGCCGUGCGGCAUGUCGCUGUUCAAGACCCGCAGCUUCGCUGACGGGCAUCAGGUGGUGGUGUGGGGCAACAGCCGGGGAGGCACGGCCUUCGACGACCGGGCGGAGCUCGUGCGGCGGUUUCCAGCGCGAGAGGCCGAUGAGUACCGGAUGUGCGCUAUCGAAUGCAUCCUCGAGGGACGGGCGCUUGCACAGGUGCGGAAAAUGGCAUCAUAUGCCAUUGCCUGCGCAGAGAGAGAGAUGGGUGUCGAGAGAUGUGUUGGUCUUUCAGGUGUCCGCGACGUACAUCUCGAUGGUGGACGGUCAGGACGUCACAAUCACACACGUAACUGCCCGCCACCGAGUGGGCUGGUCUGGUCUGGCUCUUCCUCAUCCCUCUGUCUGUCUGCCUGACUGCCUGUGGCGUGGCGUCACGCAGGGCAUCCACACUGCGGCAUCUCAGCUCAGGUGCGAGCCGCCCCUCACCUUCGCCUUCGGCCUCAACGAAUGGAUCACCGAGGCCGUCUGCGAACCACACGGCUACGCCAACUGCGUCAACCGAGUCGCCAUCGGCACCAACAAGAGCCGUGUCGGCAACCAAGGCCAGCAGCGGCGCAUGACGUUCCGCUGCCGACAUGGCAACGACAACCACCGGCUGUAUGGCGAGUGGCAGCCGCAUCCGCAUGGCCCGAUGUUUGAGUGUGAGGUCACUGCCGGUGGGCUGGACGGAGUGGUGCCGUGGUUCCUCGUCGGGCGGGCUGGGCAGCUCAUAGAGUGAGUCACUGAGUGAUGGACUAUCGGUUGGGUAUGGUAUGACAUUCAUUGGUUGGUUGUGUGUUGGCUUGUGUGAUGUGCAAGCAGUCAGUUGGGGUUCUACUGCGACAAAAAGCCGAUAGGUGCCGCGGGGGGGGGAGGGGAUGGGAGGCGAGGCAUGGCGAGAACAGCAUGACGCCCGUCUGCACAUCUCUCUCACUCUCUCUCUCUGUGUGUGUUUGUGGUCGUUCAGAGCGCUUGACCAAGAUGUUCACGCCAGCGGACUUCGCGCGGCUCCCCCAGCGUGUGCAGCGACAGGUGCGCCUCCUCUGACUGACAGACAGAUGCCUACCUAAUGCAUCUGUCAUCGCAUGUCAAGUAUCUCCGACUCCUCACCUGUGAAUGUCUGUGUAUGCUGUGUGCAGGUCGUGUCGUUGUACUCCAUCUGCCUCCCGGCCAACGGCUCCAAGCACGACUUCCCCUCCUUCGCGCUGCCGAUCGUGACGGGGUACGCCUUCCCACACCUCACGGCGCCCCACGAGCCGCCCGAGCCGGUCAUCCCACCCGCACGCAACCCCAACACACCGCCCCCACCGGCAGCGGCAGCGGGUCUCGGCAACUAUCCCCCCUUUUUUUAUGACGAGGGGGAAGACGAUGACGACGAGGAGGAGGAGGAGGAGGAGGAGGAGGACGACUGGGAGGACGACAUGGACAUCGAAUAGUGGAUGGUGGAGGGAAGGUGGGGGUGUGAAGGUCGGUCGUUGUAGGUCCCUUGAUUGGAUUCGUUGGGGGGGUCGGUGGGCGGCGAUGAAGGGGUGAAUUAGGUGGUUGGCUGGCUGGCUGGUUGGUUGGUUGCUUCUUGCUGGUCGUUUGUGUGUGGAUCGGUUGCGAGCAGGCGUCUGAGGUGGAGGUGGGAUGGAUGGAUGGAUUGGGUGGCUGUGGGCUGUGCAUAAGGGGGUAUGACGCGUGGAUGGAUGGAUGGAUAGAUAGGCGUGCCUGACACUCGCAUGCAGACGUGCGCGUGCAUGCCAUGCAAUCAACAACAGUGCAAUGC
This is a messenger RNA of Vitrella brassicaformis, 2071 nucleotides long. Lineage: Eukaryota; Vitrellaceae. The record is from the annotation of a GenBank genome assembly.